Molecule: messenger RNA, 10682 nt
Organism: Poeciliopsis prolifica (blackstripe livebearer)
Lineage: Eukaryota; Metazoa; Chordata; Actinopteri; Cyprinodontiformes; Poeciliidae
Product: adhesion G protein-coupled receptor L1-like
Exons: 26
Coding region: 1058-6724 (1888 amino acids)
Biological process (GO): cell surface receptor signaling pathway; G protein-coupled receptor signaling pathway
Cellular component (GO): membrane
Molecular function (GO): carbohydrate binding; G protein-coupled receptor activity
Source: RefSeq, a predicted model, not a curated record
AGCGGAUGAAGAGAGAGAGAGAGAGAGAGAGAGAGAGAGAGAGAGAGAGAGAGAGAGAGAGAGAGAGAGAGAGAGGAGGACGGAUGCAAGGCGAGGCCAGGAGUGAGGAAACCUUAUCUCUCCUGCUUUUCCAGCUGUUGUCUUUGUGAUCUCUGUGUGUGUGUGUGUGCGCUUUUUUAUUCCCAGGAUAAUUUUAUAAAGCGUUUUUGUUUGUCUUUUUCGAAGCGAGAAAACAGACGUGACAAAUCUCGACGUCCGUCCCGAUGUGUCGCCGCGUUUCAUCACGAUUGGUCGAAGAUGCGGGAAGCGGCGCCCGUCGCGUCGAGGCUGUUUUCCAUUAAACAUACGAAGAUGCACUCGACGAGCGACGUCGGACACAUGACAGGCGACAACAGCCUGGCUCGGUGAAGAGAAGAGGAGGAAGAGGAGGACGAGAGAGGGGUGGAGGUGGGAGCGACAUCGACGGAUGGACGCGAAGCAACCGCGGGUUUGUGCAAUAAUUUGCGCCUAAUUAUUGUUCGUGGCGGCUGAUCGGGGAGCUAUUUUUACAUCCGUCCAUCCCGGAGCUGGAAAGGCCGACAUAGCCCCGCAUUAUCUCUGGACAUGAAACCCGUGGGAAUUAUGAUACCGACGUGACGCACGGUCACACACACACACACACACACACACACACACAUCACAGCGCGGCGGGGAAGACAUCGAGGGUGUGCGGUCCACACUGAUCACAGGAAGGGAGGACGCCCAGUCGUUGUCUGACAAAUCGCGCCGAUGACUGUUGUUUAGAGCUAAGCGGAUUGGGCCCAGCAAUUUUUUUUUUAAAUUUUUGUUGUUGUUUUUUAUUGUUAUUAUUAUUUUUAAUGCACUGGAGGCAGCGAAGCGGGAGGCGGGCGGGAGAGUACAGCGGGUGAGGGAGUGGAGGGACGGGAUGCGGGAGACGCAGUGAGCGCGGAGGAGGAGGAGGAAGAAGCAGAAGAAGAAGAAGAAGAGGGGAACCAGGAGGAUUGACGGGUCUCAAAUUGCAGCUGCUGGCGUAAAGUCCCAGCUCUUCCUGCUCAGCAUGGCCGCGUCCCUGUGGUGCAUGGCAGUGGGUGUUCUCACCCUGGCUCAGGUCGCCCCCUCUGGUCAAGCCAUGUCUCGGGCCGCCAUGCCGUUCGGGCUGCUGCGCAGGGAGUUGGCGUGCGAGGGCUACCCGAUAGAGCUGCGCUGCCCAGGAAGUGAUGUUGUGAUGGUGGAGACAGCCAAUUACGGACGCACCGACGACAAGAUCUGUGACGCGGACCCCUUCCAGAUGGAGAACACACAGUGUUACCUUCCUGAUGCCCUAAAGAUCAUGUCCCAGAGAUGUAACAACCGGACUCAGUGUGUGGUGGUCGCGGGGGUCGACGUCUUCCCAGACCCCUGCCCCGGAACGUACAAGUACCUGGAGAUCCAGUACGAGUGCGUCCCUUACAAAGUGGACCAAAAAGUUUUCGUGUGCCCCGGCUCGCUUCUCAGCAUCCAGCCAGACUCCUCGCUCCUGGAGGCGGAGCAUCAGUCCGGGGCCUGGUGCAAAGACCCCCUGCAGGCCGGAGACAGGCUGUACGUCAUGCCAUGGACGCCGUACCGAACGGAGGUCCUGUAUGAGUACGCCUCGUGGGACGACCUCCGACAGAACAGAGUCACCACCACCUACAAGUUGCCGAGUCGUGUGGACGGCACGGGUUUUGUGGUUUACGACGGAGCUGUGUUUUACAACAAGGAGCGAACUCGCAAUCUGGUCAAAUACGACCUGCGCACUCGCAUCAAGAGCGGCGAGGCGGUGGUUGUCAACGCCAAUUACCACGACACCUCUCCUUACCGCUGGGGAGGAAAGUCGGACAUCGAUCUGGCGGUGGACGAGAACGGGCUCUGGGUUAUCUACUCCACAGAAGCCAAUAAUGGACGCAUCGUGGUCAGCCAGGUGAACCCGUACACGCUGCGCUUCGAGGGCACCUGGGCGACGGGCUUCGACAAACGCGGCGCCAGCAACGCCUUCAUGGCCUGCGGCGUGCUCUACGCGGUGCGCUCCGUCUUCCAGGACGACGAGGGCCAGGCGGACAGCCGGGCCAGCAGCAACAUGGUGGUGUACGCCUACGACACCAGUCGGGGUCAGGAGCUGCCCGUCCAGAUCCCGUUCCCCAACCCGUACCAGUACAUCUCCUCCAUCGACUACAAUCCCAGAGACAACCAGCUGUACGUGUGGAACAACUACUACAUGCUGCGCUACCCUCUGAGUUUCACACCGCCGCCACCAACCAAAGGUCCUCUGUCCUCUCUGAUGACCACCGUGCGCUCCUACACGGCUACAGUCGCUCUCACCCCGGUGCGCCCGUCGGCCUCGCACCCGAUCGGCGUCAUCAACAGGGGUCCGAUCACAGCCAUGGUCCCGCUGACCCCGCGGCCCCCGCUGCGGGUCCCCCUGGCCCCCGGCGGGCCCGGUCAGGUGGGCGGAUGCGAGGGCCGCGUUGCGCGAGGAGUUCAGUGGCCUCCGACUCUGAAGGGAGAGACGGUCGAGCGGCCAUGCCCUAAGGGGUCUCUGGGAAUCGCCUCCUAUCAGUGCAUGUCGUCUCCGGUGGGCUGGAACUCCCGAGGGCCUGACCUUUCCAACUGCACCUCUCCCUGGGUCAGCCAAAUCGCUCAGAAGAUCAAGAGCGGAGAAAACGCGGCCAACAUCGCCGGGGAGCUGGUCAACCUGACCCGGGGCCGGAUCUACGCCGGUGACAUCAGCAUGUCGGUCCGGCUAAUUGAGCAGCUCUUGGACAUCCUGGACUCUCAGCUGCAGGCCCUGAGACCAGCCAACAAAGAGUCAGCCGCACGCAAUUACAACAAGCUGCAGAAGAGAGAGCGAACGUGCAAAGCGUAUGUUCAGGCUGUGGUUCAGAUAGCCGAUAACCUGCUGGGUCCUGAAGCCCUGGUUUCCUGGGCGGACAUGAGCAGCCUUGACCAGUCCCGCUCCGCAUCGCUGCUGUUGGACGCCGUCGAGAAAGGAGCGUUUCUGUUGGCCAACAAUCUCUACGAGGGCCGUUUCAGUGACAGAGCGCCUAAUGUCGAUCUGGAAGUGUACGUACUAAAUACUGAGGCUGACAUACAGGACUUGACAUUUCCACACUCGUAUGACAGCGACAGCAUCCUGCAGAUAUCGGCGCAGGCUCUGCAGCAGUACAGCAACAACGGUCAGGUGAAAUUGGUCCUUUCCCUCUUCAAGAACCUGGGCCCCUUCCUCACCACCCAGAACUCAACUUUGCGUCUGGGACUGGGACUUGCCCAAGGCCAAGAGCCCCGGCGCAGGAGCCUGGUGGUCAACUCCCAUGUAAUCUCUGCCUCGGUGCACAGAGGCACCAACCGGGUGUACCUCACAGCGCCGGUGAUCUUCACUCUCAGACAUCUCCAGCUGGAAAAUCACUUUGGUCCCAACUGUUCUUUCUGGAACGCUUCGGGGGUUUCUGGCAGCGGCAGGUGGUCCACGCAGGGCUGCCGCCUGCUGCACACAAACAACACGCACACAACUUGUGCGUGCAACCAUCUGUCCAGCUAUGCGGUCCUCAUGACUUACCAGCAACCAGUUUUCGGCGCCGGUGUGGAGGAGCUUCUGGUCUACGUGGUUUCCUGGGUCGGCAUCGCCGUUGCUCUUGUGUGUUUGGCUACCUGCCUUAUCACCCUCUGCUGCCAGGGGGCGCCGUGGCACACUGACCACAGCACCAUUCACUGCAACCUGUGGGCCAACCUGCUCAUCACAGAACUCAUCUUCCUCAUCGGUGCCAACAAGACUAAGUACACGGUCCUCUGCUCCAUCACCGCCGGCCUGCUGCACUUUUCGCUGCUUUCUGUGUUCUGCUGGUUGUGCCUGGAGGCGGUGGAGCUGUUCCUUCUGCAGAGGGAAGUGUUCGAGGGACGCAACUCCAGGAGGAAGUAUUUUUACCUCUGCGGCUACUCUGUACCAGGGCUGGUGGUGGCCGUGUCGGCUGCCAUCGACUUCAGAGGAUACGGCUCAAAAACGGCGUGCUGGCUGCGCACAGAUAACUACUUCAUCUGGAGUUUCCUCGGACCUGUAGCUGUCAUCAUUACGUUGAACUUGGUUGUCUUGGUGAUGACCCUACACAAGAUGCACAGCACCGCUGCACUCAAGCCCGACUCCAGUCGCCACGACAACCUCCGGGCCUGGGCCGUGGGCUCCCUGACUCUCCUCUUCCUGCUGAGCGUCACCUGGUCCUCGGGCUUGAUGUUCCUGUCGGGUCCGUCUGUCCUGCUGGCUUACCUCUUCACCUCCCUCAACACAGCCCAGGCCCUCCUCAUCACCAUCCUCCACUGCACGCUCGCCAGAAAGGGUCAGAAGGACUACGGCCGAUGCCUGCGCCUCUCCCAGUGCUGCGCCACGUCCUCCUCCAGCUCUCCGGACUCGGUCAAAGGCGCAGCGCUUCGCUCCAACAGCCGCUACACCAGCAGCCAGAGCCGGAGAGCCACGGCGAACAGACAGAGCCGCAUCAGGAGGAUGUGGAACGACACGGUUCGCAGGCAGACCGAGUCCUCCUUCAUCGCCGCAGAUGUUAACAAUACUCCAACUCUUAACAGAGCUGCUUUGGGAAACCAUUUCCUGACCAACCAAAUGCUGCAGACUCAUGCUGGAGCUUCUCCCUAUGACACGAUGCUGGCGCAGGGAUACAAUCAGCCCUUCACUUCCACUGUAGGAACCUUCAGAAACAAACCGAAGGGCGGGGUGUCACAGAGCCAGGAAUCCUGCGCGUUGGACAGUGUUUGUCUUAAUGGAGGCUACACCCCCAACACCUUCACCCUUCAUGGUCUGGGUACCACGCCCGGGUCGCGAGCGGGAGUUGUGGGCAGCGCUGACCUCCUCAGGGAGGGAGGAGUUGGGCUUGGAGGUGAUGACAUCUCGCCAGGGCUCCUCACGCCGCACAGCUCCACAGAUCUCAACAGCGGAGCCGGAAUGCGCCGCAAUCUGUCCGACGCGGCGGCUCUGGAGAAGAUGAUCAUCUCGGAGCUGGUGCAGAGCAACCUGCGGCCCUCCGUUCCCAUGCCCGUUCCGCCCGAGCGCUACGGGAGCCUGGCGAGGCCGCAUCACCACGAGAGGCCAGCUCUCACUCACACCGCUACGUUGACCCGCCACCCACAGCCCUCCCAAGAGGGCUGGUCUGCCACGGUGCAGCCGAGCUCCCGGCAGAACGCGCAAGAGGGCUGGGCGCAUGCAAGGCCGCCCACACAGGACACCGAGGCGAACGCCGCCACACGGGGUCAAGAGCAUGGCACCACGCCUCGCUUACAAGAUGGCUGGUCACACGGACGCAUUUCUGGAGAUUCCGACACCCAGGAGUUACUCAAAGACGGAGACCGCUCACAACUGCAAGGUACUCUGGGCAGGCGUGGACACCAGGAGAGGCAGCCGGCUCGGCCACCAGACAUCCAAGCGAGGCCUUACGCCACUCUAAGCCGCACCCCGGGUACCUUGUCCCGCCACCGCAGCAUGGUGGAGUCUACAGGAGGGACAGAACGAGACAGGGAGAGGGACAGAGAGCGAGACAGGGAUCGCUACCGAGACAGACCUCUCCCUCCACCUCCUCCCCCACCGCCACAGGAGCCAGAGUCACUGUACAAGGCUCUGGAAGAGCCACUGCUUAUGAAGCAGAGAGAAGCGGUUGUAGAGGCAUGGAGAGGCGGCCAGGACAGGGAAAAGGAGGAGACAUUUCUGCUGAAAAGAGAUGGAACGUCUGACGACUGGAGAGGGGGAAGCAAGAGGGGACGAGACGAGUCUUUUACCGCUCAUAAGCGAGAAGGCACAAUGGAUGAGUGGAGGGCCGGCAUCGAGAGAGGCAGGGAGGAAUCCAAAAUGCUCGAGAAGAGAGACGGACGACUCGAGCUGUGGCGAGCAGGGGAGACGGAGCAGGGAGAGACUUUUAUCACUCAGAAGAAAGACUUUGGGAUGGAUGGUUGGAGAAGUGAGGCAGAAAGAGAGUCGGACGAAUCCUUUUUCCUGAAGGACAGAGACGGGUGGAGGGCAGGGAUCGAACGAGAGAGCGAGACACAGAAGGACAGAGCGCUGGAUGUUUGGAGAGGCGGGAUAGAUUUGGACAGGGAGGAGUCUUUCUCAUUCGAAAACAAAGAUGGAGGCCCAGAUGGGAGGAUCAGAGGGAAAGACAGAGGGUCUCUGCGGUAUCAUGGCGAGCGACAGGAUUCAGACAGCUUCACCCUACCGUUAACGCCCGAUCUCGACUUGGACCCAGACUCCUCGCCCAUCUACACUCGGGAUUCGAACCCUUCCCCUCUAUACUCCGGAGACCGCCGCUCGCCGCCGCUGAGCAUCUUCUCCCGAAACUCUCCGCCGACAAACAUCUUCGCGCCACGAGAGGACAACUCGCCGCCGGGUAAACUCUACUCCCGCCACUCUCCGCAGAUGUACAGCCGCAGCAGCUCCCCUCCCCGCUUUUACACCCGCACCUCUCCGCCGACUCACAUGUACCCAGACAGCAGCCCCGAAGGCCCAGAAGACGUCAGCCCUACCGGUGGCCAUCAGCCCCAGCGGCCCACUCUGGAGCUGCCCUACAGCCUGGGGCGCCCGCCGUUAGGCCCACGGCCCAAUCACUUGCAGACCUUCUACCAGCCCCCGCCGCUCGCUUCAAACGGGGAGACAGGGUACGCGGCAGAGCCCACUUCUGAGGGAGACGACGGACAGAUGCAGCGGGUGACGAGCCUGUGACUAGGGCGGUGGUGAUUGGGGUAUAGAUACCAGGGAGGAGGAGGAAGAGGACGAGGGUGACAAUUUUAACAAAGUGAAGACCAAAAAGAUGGAAACUUAAGAUUACGCUUUAGAAAAAGAACAAUGUUGGACUUCUUUAACAAUUCUGGCAUUUUACAUGAUGGCUCCUCCCUGCUUCUAUGCCCCAAUCACCACGAGAUCCCCCCCACCCCCUUUCCCGUGUUUUGUUACUUUUGUACGACUGUGAUCCAUUUAUAGCUGCUUCUCCUCCUGCUGCUCCCCUCUUCUGUCUUUCCCGAAACUCCCUUGUGUCUUCCCAUAUCAUUGGUGCUUUCCUUAAUCCGUCCUCGUCGCCUAGGUUUUGCUUCAUCGGCUGGGUGUUGCCCCUCCCUGUAGCAAACAGUGUGUCAAAGAAGCACUUGUGUGUUGCCAAAAAACAAAAGAAAAAAAACAAAAACAGGAAUCCUUUCAAAGAACUCGUGCAUGACUUUAUAGUGGCUUUGCAAGGCUACAUACUGUAGGAGGACGCGCUGACACGUACAUGCGAGUGAGUGUGCAUAGCUUGAUGAGCAUGUGUGGCUGUAAGGAUGGGUAUAUGUGCGUAUGACAGAGAAAGUAUGUGUAUAUAAUACAUUAUUGUAUAUUUAACGUACCACAUUGAAGCAUUUUAUCAAUACCGACCGGAGGAGCUGUCCGUCUCUCUCCUCCUCCUGAUUUUGACUCGGCCCAUUUCACAUCAAGACCAAAAAACUUUUGUUCCCCCCAGAGCUGCCACGAACUGCCCCGUGGAGGAACUCGCUGACCGCAGAGCUGGAGAUUGUGUAAAACCUCAGAGAUUUUCUGCAAACCCCUCCUGAGAUCCUUGUACAUAUCGACCUCAAGUGUUCUGAUUGUCUUGUAUUGCUAUUGAAGUUCAAAGUAAACAUGUGAAAUAAAUGUUCCUGUUUUUCUGUUUGUGUGCACAAAGAGAAGUGGAGGCAUUCAGAGAAAUGAUCGGAUUUUUUGUUAAUAACUAAUCGGCGAUGAUGCCCCCCAAAAAAAAAAUUAUGCCGAUGUUCUUUUCGGAAACCGCGGAUAUAGCACACGACGGAUUAGAAAAUAUAGUUAUGUACAUUUUAGAGUGGAUAAAUAAAUGCUACUUUAUACAUCUACUGUGGAAUCUGGGUCGAUUUGCCCCCUUUUGCCAAUUCACACCUUGAUUUCAUCUGUGCAUGUUGCCAGUUUCCAUCUGUUUACCUGUUUUAUAUCACUUUGCUUCUGGGUAGUUAAAGGGAUAGUUCAUAAUGACUGGAGUGAGGUUCUGUUAGGAGGCUGGUAUCUUACCUGCAGUCAGUAAUUUAGCUUAAAUCCAGUUGGACCCAGGGGUUAAUGCCGAUACCAUGUCCAAAAGGAUCCAAGGCCAAAAUGGACUCCAGCUUCUGUUUCAGAAACGGUACAGACGUUUAUGUAUAAACUGUUGUUGUGUUUGCAUUGAGAGUUUAUUUACAAAGCAGUCAAAAGCGUAUAUAUCUGGGAAACGGAGGUAGGGGUUGGCAUUUUGGGAUUUCUACGGGAAACAGAAUUCAGGAGUGCAUUCACACCAGUCCUUUUUAGUCCGUUUUCAUCAAACUCUAGUUUGUUUGCCUGGAAAGCCCUGUUUGUUUGGAGAAGGGUGAAUGUGCAAUCGAACUCUGAGCCGCCUACAAACUUAGGUUUCGAUUUGAUAAAUGUGAACUCUGGUGCAGUUUGAAUGCACAUGUGGAUGUAAAUGGACCGGAGACCGCUCCAAAGGCGGGAAGCGGGCUGUGCAUUCUGGGUAAACGCAACAUAAACAAACGCAGGAGUGUAGCGCUGGCAUAAGUAAAGGCUGGUGGUCUUCUACCGAAGACAAGCGAGAAAUACUACAGCUGCUAAAACAUCACUUUGAUUUACAUUUUGAGAAGAAGGACGUUGUGCUUGUCGUCUUGUUCAGAGACUUUUGUGCCGUUUCCUUCAGUAGUUCUUGGCGCAGCGAGAACUACUGAAGGACAAGAACGCACAAGAUUAAUGCGAUUUAGAAGACAACAUAAAUAUAACAACGCAUGGAUGCAAUGGCUUAAAAACAUCAUUGCCAUGGCAUUGAUGAAUAAACUUUUUUGCUUAUCCCUCCUCUUUAUCAGACAAGAAGCAACACAUUUCACUCAGAAAUAUUUCAGAUUAUUUAUAUUCCGCCGCUUCUUCUACACUGAUUGAUGAACCAUUUCCUGCGGAGCAAUCAGCCAUUUCUCUGAAUACGUCUACUGAACGCAAAUGGCCUAAAUGAUUCGUAAAGCGGUGUUUGCACAGAUCGCUCUCAUGUUCUUAACGUGUUCUGAGACGACGGAUGUCUGGCUUUUUCUCUGAUGAGCUGUUAGCUUAAUCUUUGUGAUCAGAUAAUCUGGAUUUAUAAUCUGAGACAGGUAAGACAUUAACCCUUUAGAGCAUCUUUUUUAAACUAAACCUCACUUUGAAAUUUCACUUUGAAUAAGUAUCUUGAUCAAUAAGAGAUGAAUAAUGAUUAAAUUGGACAAGUCUUACCUAUUUAAUUUAUUGUAUAUCUUUUUUUUUUUUUUUAAAGAUUUUACAUUUUUCUUUAUAUUAUACCCUAAUUUCAUUCAUUGUGUGUCUGGUUCUCAUUCGGACCAGUUGACCCGUGAAAUAAGACAUUAUGGCUUCUAAUCAAAUCAAAAUAAUUAUGACUGAACGAUAUUAAUGACCAAACUGAGGGCAAAGGUCACUAAGGCAGACACAAACUGAUAGUCGGUCCGUAGCUCUUUUAUGGAUCCAAAACAUCUGAUUAACCGAAACGUAAAACAGGAAAAGUGUGAAAUGGUGAUGGGGUUUUAUGGCCGACACUCUCUGCUGUGUGGCGUUUAGGACAACGACUCUGACAUAUUGCAACAUCUCUGUACAAAACAGUGCAAAAGUCUUAGGUCAGCCUGUAUUUCCACUCUUUGACUCUAAUGAAAACACUUCUUCAGGCUUUCUGCAAGUCUUUUAAAAAUUUUCUUUGAAGCUUACACAUUUCCCGUACCUGACCACAGCAACGCGUCAUUAAAUGUUUGCCUUGAAAGAUUAGGACAAUGCAGAGAAAAAGUUUCUAUGUUUAGAAAAAGGAGAUGCAUUGUUGUACUCAUUGCCAAGAUCUCAGUUUGUCUGUGUUAAAGUGUUUAACCUGGUUUUUUGUUUUGUUGGUUUUUUUAGAAAAUAAAGGAAUGGGAACAUUUUUGUUCCUGCGACUCGAGUAGCAAAGUGAAAACGUUUCGUCGUCGUUUCCUUGCUACAUCGUAAGCAGACACACAACCAGUUUCGCCCUUGAAUUUUGAAAGCUUUUUGGGAGCAGAGAGGUCAAACAAAUGUCCAUUUAAAUGUUGACAGAUAUUGGGAAUGUAACUCUGUGAAAACGAAAAUCUUUUAAAGACCUGAAGAAACAGAAAGAAAUAUUGAUCACGUAAGAAUUGAGGGAUAACUUGAUGACUUUUGCACCAAACUGAACAGAAACAUCCGACGAAUGACUGAUGUGAAUCUCUUUAAUGAAGAUAAAAUUAUACGUUUGAAAUGAUAAUAGAGAGCAGAAUGCAUCCCGAGACAAAUCACUUUAACUGGAACUUUAUUCAAAAUGAUAACUUUACAAGUUCGAUCAUUGCACAUGAUCAUUACAUUUCUGAGAAAAUGUGAAAGUAUGGAAAAACGACAUUUUCACAGGCAUUGUAAGCAUAAUGAACUGGUGCAUGUGAUGAUGUAGCCAUGUUUCGAAGUCCGAGGAAAUCAGAGACACCUUGAUGGAGUCGAUGAGAUUCAUUUGAGGCAGCAGAGAAAACGAUGAGUUUGGAUAGUCCUGCUGAGAAGAAAGGUUAAAUACAAAACUUUAUUUAAAAUGACUGUGUGUGAUUUUAAUGACAGGAAUAAAGAUUGUAUUACUUCUCUUGAUCAAAUAAAGAUUUUUUUUACUAUUAAUUUA